UCAUACUUGGAAUCCAAAUUGUUUGUUGGCUAUUUAUGAUGCUUUGUUGCCCAGUACAUUAUUCUCUUUAAAAACUUAUGGAAUUUUAUAUUUUUUAAAAUCUUUAAUUGACAAAAGAGGGAAAAUACACAAAAUUGAAUGGAAAAAUUUUGUUUUCAAAACAAUUCGUUCCUCUCUAUUUAUUGUCUGCACUUGUAUUCUUUUUAUGUUAUGGUUUUGCACUUUUAGACGUUUUCUUGGUUUUGUUACUUGGCCAACACUUUCUUUUUUGAAUGGAUUUGCUACUUGUUUAGUUACUGUUUGGAUUGAAACUAAGCAAAGGAGAGCUUUGCUUCUGCCUUAUCUGCUAAAUUUGUCAAUUUUAUUUGGAUUUUCAACUGGGGCUAUUUCUUUAAUUAUUUCAAAAAAUAAUUUUAUUUCUUUUAAUUCUAAAUAUUCUUCUAAAUUGUCAAAAUCUUCAAUUUUUCUUCAAAAAUUAUUGAAAUAUAGUCAUGGCUUUUUACCUGAAGAAGAGAUUGGUUGUUGGAGAAGAUUUAAACGAGCAAUAAAGAUAUCUACAAGAAAUUUUCUAGCAUCUUUUACUUUAUUAAAUAUUUACAAAUUGUUUAACAAACAACAAAAUACAUUAAAAUUUCCUCUUUUUCUAGCUUCAAUUCCUUUACUUUUUGAGUUUUUUACUUCAAUUACUCGCCCCUUUAAUUUCUUAAAACAAAAACAAUUUUUAUUUAUUGCUCUGAGUUCUUUUCUUUCAAUGGCUAUAUUUUGGCAAAACAAUACUUUGGCGUUAUAUACAUUUUGGAAAAUGAUUGAGUUAAUUUAUUACAAAUUAAUUUGUUCAAAUAAUUUACCAAUAAUUCCUGGUGGAGAUGUACUUCUCUUCUGUACACUUUCUAGUUAUCUUUUAGGCCUAGCUGUUUUAGAGCCUCAUUUACUUCGUCGAAAUUAUUACAAAUUUUUAUGUUCAGCGACGGGAAACAAACUUCAACUCUUCAAUAGACCUUUAAUUGAAGCUUUCUUUGGUUUUAAUUCUUCAAAAUUAUACAAAAAUUUUUGGCCAAAAUUAGAACCAAAAUUGUUAACAAUUAACCCGGCUUUUUAUUGUUUAAAGUCUCAACAUUUUCAUUUUUAA
This is a messenger RNA of Meloidogyne enterolobii, 1129 nucleotides long. The record is from the annotation of a GenBank genome assembly. NCBI's taxonomy places the organism in Eukaryota, Metazoa, Nematoda, Chromadorea, Rhabditida, Meloidogynidae.